AUGAAGGUCUACACUGAUAUUUUCACCCGUGAUGAAUUGUUCUCUGAUUCAUACCCAAUGAAGACUGAAUACGAAGGAUUCAUUUACAAUGUUUCCUCUAAGUUCAUGGUCAAAGAUGAGGACGAGGAUAUCCUCUAUGAUCCAGACCAAUUUGAAAAAUUGGAAAACAAGCCAGAAAAUACCACAAAGGUUGACCAAAUUGUUGAUAGCUUCCACUUGGUUGAAAUUCCAGGAAUUGAAAAGGUUAAGCAAUUGGUUGAUACCAUCGGACCAUACUUGUCCACUUUGAGAGCUAAAAUUGAAAAGGAGAGCGCUGAAAAGCUCGCCAAAUUCAACGAGCAAGUCAAGAAGUUCCUCGCUGAACAAGUUGGUAAGGACAUCAAGAACUACAAAUUCUACCAAGGUGAAUCUAACGAUAUGGACAAGUCCAUGCUCAUCUUCCAAAAGUUCAACGAUGACGGAAAGACCUCACAAUUGUACUUCUUUGUUGAUGGUUUGAAGGAAGUUAAGAUGUAA
Naegleria fowleri is the source of this 516-nucleotide messenger RNA. RefSeq lists its product as uncharacterized. The record is from RefSeq and is a predicted model, not a curated record. The transcript has a single exon. Gene Ontology annotation, cellular component: cytoplasm. The coding region runs from base 1 to 516 and encodes 171 amino acids. Gene Ontology annotation, molecular function: calcium ion binding. NCBI's taxonomy places the organism in Eukaryota, Heterolobosea, Eutetramitea, Acrasida, Naegleriidae.